AUGGCAGUAGCAUCCGUGGUUACCGAGCCAUUAAGUCUUGCAGCAACGUCCACCGACACGAAAGGCAAGGACCUCGACGCGAAACUUCAGCAGCUAUCAAGCCACGGCAAUCCUUCCCUGCACGUGCGCCCGGAUCACACCCUCUCACUCGAAGACACGCCCAUUCCGCGGCCCUCACCGCUACAGGCUCUUGUGCACAUCCGAUGUACUGGAAUUUGCGGUUCUGACAUACAUCUCUGGCAUGAUGGCCGCAUUGGCCCGCUACUAGUCGAUCGACCGUGCAUUCUCGGUCAUGAAGCCGCUGGCGAGAUCGUCGCCGUUGGCGAACAGGUCACGCAUCUGAAGCCCGGCGACCGCGUCGCCAUUGAACCAGGCGUGCCUUGUCAUGCAUGCCAUGUCUGCCGUGCCGGCAAAUACAACCUUUGCGCCGAUGUCCAAUUCGCUGGCGUCUGUCCCUAUGCUGGCUCAAUUCGUCGUUUCAUGGCACACUACGCACGCUACUGCCACAAGAUCCCGGAAAACAUGUCAUUCGAGCAAGGCGCGCUUCUGGAGCCGCUCUCAGUCAUUCUGCACGCGAUCCGGCAGUGCGAGGGCUCCAUCCAGCUCGGCCGACCAGCAUUAAUUUGCGGCGCUGGACCCAUCGGCUGA
Messenger RNA from Cyphellophora attinorum, 648 nucleotides. RefSeq names its product Sorbitol dehydrogenase. Lineage: Eukaryota; Fungi; Ascomycota; Eurotiomycetes; Chaetothyriales; Cyphellophoraceae. Gene Ontology annotation, molecular function: zinc ion binding; L-iditol 2-dehydrogenase (NAD+) activity. Gene Ontology annotation, biological process: D-sorbitol catabolic process. The transcript has a single exon. The record is from RefSeq and is a predicted model, not a curated record. The coding region runs from base 1 to 648 and encodes 215 amino acids.